UGGGCCACAUCAAUACAUCGAGGGCCGUAAAAUCACAGUUUUAGCGCAGGGCAAAUCCAACCGGAAUAGCUGAUUUUUCAGCAGCGCUUCCGCUUCAGCCUUCGUGCAAAGUAAAAACGUCUCUUCCCUUAAUCCCUUCACGACGUUGGAUAUUUUUAGGGAGUGAUCUGCAACGAGUAAGCUUUUGCUGCUCUCUCUACGCGAUAAUGGCCGAUGGCAAAAUAGAGUGUUUACAUAGCUAGCUAACGAAGGAAGUCCUUCUGGAGAAAUUCCCGAGCUCUCUCGGUAAACCAUGUGGGCGGCGAGGAACAUUCAAAGGCGCUGCGUUAAGGCCCUCCCUUCUCUUCUCCUAAAUGACAACAAGAACAAUGUGCUUUCGAGAGGUACUUCUUCUAAAUUGCUGACUAGCUGCAACGAGGUUCAAUCGAGAUUAGCGGGCGACAAAAGAUUCUUCUUUUCUUCGUGGGUGUUGAAUUACUUUAAUGGGAGUAGAUCAAUGUCGACAGCAAGAGGAAGGAGUAUGCGGAGCAAGGUGGAGAAGAGAAUGAGAUUAGAAACUGGCAAAACCCUGAGGGAGAAGAGGCGAGCUCAGAAGUUGAGGAAAAAGUUGAUGACGGACGAAGAGAGGCUUAUUUACAACCUUAGAAGAGCCAAAAAGAAAGUUUCUUUACUUUUGCAAAAACUCAAAAAGUACGAGUUACCAGAGCUACCACCGCCUAGGCAUGACCCUGAGCUACUGACAUCCGAGCAGCUUCAAGCAUAUAAAAAAAUUGGCUUCAGAAACAAAAACUAUGUUCCUGUUGGUGUCCGUGGAGUGUUUGGAGGUGUUGUGCAAAACAUGCAUCUCCAUUGGAAGUUUCAUGAAACUGUGCAAGUUUGUUGUGAUAACUUUCCCAAGGAAAAAAUCAAAGAGAUGGCAACCAUGCUUGCUAGAUUGAGUGGUGGUAUUGUGGUUAACAUACAUAAUGUGAAAACUAUUAUUAUGUUCCGUGGCAGAAAUUAUCGACAGCCAAAGAAUCUGAUACCCAUCAAUACACUUACAAAAAGGAAGGCAUUAUUCAAGGCCAGGUUUGAACAGGCACUUGAUUCUCAAAAACUGAACAUAAAGAAAAUUGAGCAACAGCUCAGGCGUAUGGGUGUAAACCCCGAGGAUCCUGUCGCCAUGGCAAGCAUCCAGAGAGUAGCUUCAACAUUCUUCAAUGCAAUUGACAAGAGGGAAGGAAGUCCAUAUGUCUUCCAUGGGAACAAACAACCAAUAAUUGAGUCCGACACUAGGGAGGACCAUGCUUCCGAGGACAGUGACCAGGAAGAACUUGACAGAUUUAUAGCUGAAAUUGAGGAUGCAGCAAGUCAGGAAUGGGAAGCAGAAGAAGCUGCAGAGAAAGAAGAAUUAGGUAAAAUGAGAUAUUGGAGCAAAGAAGAUUUGGGUAGGAGAACCAGAAGGUCUCUUUCACCAAGUAGUGGAGAUUCAGAAGAUGAGAUGCAAACAGAGGGGAGGCAUUGGAAGGAAACUCGUGAUAGAAGAAUGAAUAGUAAUAUACAUAGAUGGGAUAGUGAUGAAGACGUGGUUGUUAGGGCAUCUGGUGAUGAGUGUGAUUCUGAUGGUACGGAAGAUGACAGUGAUGUGGAUGAAACAGAUGAUGAAUUCAUAUCAAAAGUAGUAAACAGGAAAGGGAAUGGGAAUGACAGAGAGAAGAAUAAUGGAGCCUUAAAGGAAAGAUAUGGGGCCGGUGUAAGAGGAAAAAACAAUGAAUACUAGGAUAUAUCUAUGAAAUCGGAAGAUGAGUUGUGGGGAUUAGAUCAUGAUGAAAGGCACAACUCAGGAGCAUCACAAGAAGAUACUUCUGAUUACUGGAGCAGCAGUGAAGCUUGUGAAUUGAAGAAGGAUAGGAUGAACUGGAUAAAUGAUAAAAGAAUCAAGACACCAAGGGAUGUUGAUGAGACUUGGGAUAGUGAUUAACUUGGAAAGGCAGGAAUUUAGUGAUCCCUUUUGAAUUAAUCCAACAGUGGUCUUGUCUGUGCAUCAUAGCAGGUUUUGAGGAAAGAUUCUGUGGUGACCAAAAAAUGGAAAACGUAGCCCUCAGGAAAGAAGACUAGAGGAUGUCAUUUGCUUGGUGAGAUUUUUGUGGAUAAUCAAUCCAAAAUUGUUCUCUGGGAAAAAGGUAACCGUGAAUACGUUCAUUAAUCUAUUUAUACAAGCAUAAUGGGUUUAUCUCUC
Molecule: messenger RNA, 2218 nt
Organism: Nelumbo nucifera (sacred lotus)
Lineage: Eukaryota; Viridiplantae; Streptophyta; Magnoliopsida; Proteales; Nelumbonaceae
Product: RNA-binding CRS1 / YhbY (CRM) domain protein
Molecular function (GO): RNA binding
Source: RefSeq, a predicted model, not a curated record